GAACAGUGAAUAGAACACAGAGAUUACCACUCACCCACCUGCUCCCUCACACACACACACAUGCACAAACACACAUAUUUGUAUGUAAAUAUAUAUAUAUGAAUAUGCAUACAUAUACAUAUAUAUAUAUGUAUAAAUAUGUGUGUGUGUAUGUAUAUAAAUAUAUGUAUAUAUACGUAUACAUAUAUGAUACAUACAGAGAUAUAUAUUCCAUCUUUCACAUGAGGACAUAUCACUACAAGUCUAUUGCCAAUUGUUACAUUCACUAAAUUAUGGGAAGAACCUACCCAGCACCUAUUAAGAACUGUGACAACAUAUCUUCGUUCUGAAUUUAAUCACAAAACAUUUUACAGAACAUCAAAAUUUAAAGUAAUCUCGUUACUUUAUUAGCCAUCCUUUUAUGAAUAUAGCUACCCUCUCUCAAAAAUAAUCACAAUUAACACUUUGAAAUUCAAAACAUCAAUUAUAUAAAAGACAAACAAAGUUAAAACGUAAUUGGAAUAACAGAAAAAAAGAAGAAAAAGGAAUCAGAAACUUUGGGAUUGUUGGAUGUUCUCAAUUAAAUACAAGUUUCUAUCCCACAUCGUUAUUAUUCUCCUAAAUAUAACAAAAAUUUUCGUUAAUAAUUAUUAUUAUUAUUAUUUGCAAUGCCGUCAAACAGAGUAAAGUUUUCAUUGACCAAACCAGCAUUAUUGUAUUCCAUGACCAGCAUCAAGCCCUGGCUACCAACAUUUAAAUCCUUGUUGCUUGGACCCCUCCAACCACUUUUGAACGGCCAAUUGGUCAAAAUUCUACUCCUGCUGGUUAUUGUCCAAAUUUCUACCUGUUUGCGUGUCUGUUUGACACUCAAAGAAAUCAGUGAUUCACAGAACUGGGAUACAUUUUUUGAAACAUAUUCCUUGCCCAGAGAGGAGUGUGAAAAUUUGUGUGUGAGACGUUCUGCAUGUCAUUCAUUCUCGUACGAUUCUGAAGAUAACCGCUGCAAAUUAUCGUCAAAGAACCCAACCGCAGAUUAUGAAAACAUAACUAUUAUAACAAGCUCACCUUGUAUUUAUCGCCCUUGUGCUGCAGACGAAAUGUGUGUAAACGCAAACAGGUCCGGUCAUUUUUGUUUCCCAUUGGAUAUUGACUGUGGAUACCCUUUGCAAUAUAGAAAUAUGCUCCAUGAUGUUCCUAGCACAAAAUACUCGAAUGAAGUUCAGUAUUUCUGCAAAGUAGGCUAUAGAUUUACAGAGGGAGAAAAUACUUCAACAUGUCUUUUAAGUGGAAAAUGGUCUGCUGUGCCUGCAGAAUGCCAACAAAUCGAAUGUGGAACUCCUGCUGUUAUACCAAAUACUACUAUGGUUGUUGAUGGAGCGGCCAUCGAUCCAAGUGAUGUACCUCACACUUACCUAAGUCAGGUGACAUAUCGCUGUCUUGAAGAUUAUGUCAAAAUAAAUGGAUCUGUAACAUCCACAUGUCAGCUAGAUUCUCAUUGGGCAGCUGCCACUAUCCAGUGUCUUUAUGUCAAAUGUGCCGAUCCUCCCAGAUUACCGGACACUACAUUGUCCUUGAAUGGAGAAAGCGUGGCACCAUCAGAGGUACCUGGCAAGUUUAACACUAGGGUGACAUACAACUGUAGUGAAUAUAAUGUUUAUAGAAGUGGAUCUACUAGUUCUGUGUGUCAGUUAAAUUCAACAUGGUCAAAUGUCUCCAUACAGUGUCUCUAUGUCAAGUGUGGUCGUCCUCCCAAGAUAACUGAUGCUGAAUUUCAAGUUAAUGGAAAAAGCACAAGUAGGACAGAUGUACCUGACAAAUAUAACAGUAGAGUGACUUACAAGUGUAAAGAUGGUUUUAACUAUGCUGAUGGACCUCAGACUUCUGAGUGUCGGUUAGAUUCAAAAUGGUCUAAAGUCAUCAUGGUGUGUUCCAGAACUGAUGGAUAGAUUUUGGAAAUUUUUGGAAACAUCACAUUUGUCUGUGCUCACUGCUGAUUAUUAUUUGACUUACAGGGCUCAUAAUGAAUAUUAUUCCAAAUUGACAACAGCAUGCAGCAUUGAGGGGGAAAAUACAAUUUCCCACCAGAAGAAAAGUCAAGGAUGAAAACCAAGUACAACAUGACUAUUUUGACCGUUUAUCUAUUAUUACCUAUUGUUGAUUCUGUUGACCAUUAUCACUUCCACUGCAAUAAAUGCUUAUAAAUUUAGUCACUUCUCUAAACCUUAAAAAUAUUCAUUUACUUGUUUCACUCAUUGCGUUUAUGCCAUACUGGGGCACCACCAUCAAGACGUCUUAUCUAUCCUGUCAAUCCAAGUAUAUAUUUCAGUUUGGCACUGAUUUUAUCAUUUGCUGUUUACUGAAUUGCUAAGUUUCACUUUCACAUAAGGAGCAUGACUCAAACACUGGUAAUCAUAAGCACAAAGAUAUAAGUGCACAUACGAGAAGAAUAAAAUGUACCAGCUCUGUUUUUGAGUAUUUAGAUCACAAAAUGAAAUAUCGUCCUUGAACCAAUCUAUUUUAUUUUCAGGCCGUUCAAUCUAAAAUUCUUUAUACUCACAUAAUAUCGGUGUAUGACGAGAAGAAUCAAAUGUACCAGUUCUGUUUCUGAGUAUUCUUCAUACUUAUCUUAUGAACCUCAGUGUCACUUAAAGUGGACGUGCCAAGACGAUUAAAAUGACAGCUAGAAACAAAACAUUAAAAUCCAUUUAGUCACACAUUCUGCUGUUGCUACCAAUGUACCACUGCUGAGUGAGCCAACAUGCUUACGUGCUUGCCUUCUCUAUAAUUUGGCUUUUUGCUUAUUGUUUAAAACCCUAUAACAAUAAUAGAUUUUUAAAACAAUUAGAUAAACCAUAACUUUUCAAUUUUAUUUGUAAAUGCUGAACAGCAGUUUGUUAAUUCUUAACUGGUUAUCUUGUUUUUAUAUGUAUUUCACCAGAGCACCUUUCAAUAAAUAAUAAAUAAU
Molecule: messenger RNA, 2944 nt
Organism: Octopus bimaculoides (California two-spot octopus)
Lineage: Eukaryota; Metazoa; Mollusca; Cephalopoda; Octopoda; Octopodidae
Product: membrane cofactor protein
Source: RefSeq, a predicted model, not a curated record